Molecule: messenger RNA, 1785 nt
Organism: Pelodiscus sinensis (Chinese soft-shelled turtle)
Lineage: Eukaryota; Metazoa; Chordata; Testudines; Trionychidae
Gene: RPIA
Product: ribose 5-phosphate isomerase A
Biological process (GO): pentose-phosphate shunt, non-oxidative branch; D-ribose metabolic process
Cellular component (GO): cytoplasm
Molecular function (GO): ribose-5-phosphate isomerase activity
Source: RefSeq, a predicted model, not a curated record
CUGCAGCGACAUGUCCGAGGAGGCGAAGAGAGCGGCCGCCUGGGCAGCUGUCGAUAACCACGUGAAGAAUAACCAAGUCCUGGGAAUUGGAAGUGGCUCUACCAUUGUCCCCGCUGUCCAUCGCCUAGCUGAGAGAGUUAGACAGGAGAAACUGAAUAUCGUCUGUAUCCCAACAUCUUUUCAGGCCCGUCAGUUGAUCCUCCAGCAUGGCUUAACCUUAAGUGACCUGGACAGGCAUCCAGAGCUCGAUGUUGCCAUUGACGGAGCUGACGAAGUGGACUCUGAGCUCAGCCUUAUCAAAGGUGGCGGAGGCUGCUUGACACAGGAAAAGAUAGUUGCAGGCUAUGCAAAAUGUUUCAUUGUCAUUGCUGACUACAGAAAAAAUUCUAAGAACCUUGGGGAGCAGUGGAAGAAAGGAAUCCCCAUUGAAGUCAUUCCAAUGGCUUAUGUCCCAGUCACCAGAGCACUGACCAGGAAUUUUGGUGGUGUUGCUGAGCUGAGGAUGGCUGUUCGUAAAGCGGGUCCCGUGGUGACUGACAAUGGGAAUUUCAUAUUGGACUGGAAGUUUGACAAGGCCCACAAGUGGAACGAAGUGAACACAGCUAUAAAAAUGAUACCAGGCGUGGUGGAGACAGGUCUCUUUAUCAACAUGGCAGACGUGGUUUACUUCGGCAUGGAAGAUGGUUCUGUCAGUGCCCGUGAGAAACUGGCCCUCUGACGCAGUCCAAUCACACCAUGCAACCUGCCUUCCAAAACAGCUGUCCUCAUGGUGCCAACCUGACACGUUGCCUUAACGAGCAGCCAGCCCAGUCGCAGAGGUCGGGGCAAAAGGUCUGUCAGACUCCGCUGACGUGCUACUGAAUGUCUUUUUAAAAAAAAAUAUUCUCUAUUUUUUAUUGUUCAGGAAUGCUUUUUUUAAAAAGAAGAGUCACUUGAACAGAAGUUGCUUUUAACAUUUUUAUUUUGUUUGAUAAGAAGCAUUUACCAAAAAGGAUACGUCUUACAGAACUUGAACCCUCUAGUUGCUCUGGUUGUUGGGAGAGGUGUUGUGGGAGAAAAGUGAUCACAAUGCAUUGUUUUUAUUUCGUUUGCUGGGAGGAAAAAUUAAAGAUGCAGCAUGUAAAACAAAGGCAUAUCCAGUUGGGAUUUGCUGAUGCCUUAUGGGAACCUUUUGGUUCAAUAUUUUCUCCCUUUUGGGUUUUUUUUUUUUUUUUAACAUCAUGAUUUUUAAAUAGUCCAGAAUGCCUAGUUAUUCUCCAUGGGUGUGAAACUCAGCCCUGUGCAGAGGGCCGGAACAGAAGCAUUGCAUAGGCUUUUUCUGGUCCUCUGCAUAGAAGUGAAUUUCAUUCUUUGGGCCAAACACUGCUCUGUUAAACCAGUGUCAAUCCACAGUAACUGCCAUGAAGAUUCGUACCAAUCAGUGAAGUUACUCCAGGUUGACAGUUGUGUAAACGAGCAGAAUUGGAGCCUUGAUCAAGUUUACAGCAAUGUAUUUGAGAAGUUGUCAGCAGUGCGUAGUAUCUAAGCAGCAAGUCUUUGGGUUAAGAAUGAAGACAGUGCGUCACAUUGUACUGCUGAUUGUUUCAUGGGAGGACGGAGCGGAAAGCAAAGAAAUAUUGAGUCUUCCUGCCUGACCUGGAUACAAAUGUAGCAAGAGGACAAGGCAAUCAUCUGAUGUGUCCUAUUCCACCUAAAGGUGCUUUGCAUGUUAGUGUCAAAAAUGUGAGUUAUUUCUCUGUAUGUUAUGGGCACUGAAAUAAAGAGCUGUAAUGCCAUUUUUUUUUU